Molecule: messenger RNA, 4345 nt
Organism: Haliotis rufescens (red abalone)
Lineage: Eukaryota; Metazoa; Mollusca; Gastropoda; Lepetellida; Haliotidae
Exons: 4
Coding region: 92-595 (167 amino acids)
Molecular function (GO): protein binding
Source: RefSeq, a predicted model, not a curated record
GCCGGCCAAAGACAACACUGCCGUGUUUGUGCAGACCACCGUAGAUGCUGAUACUGAGAAGCCAAAAGCAUCAAGAUAUUCCCGUCAUGUGAUGUUUGCCACCCCGACUCCAAAAGACAUCUGUUACCUGCCUGAAGUGGAGAUUCCCAACGUUGUGACAGACAGGAGACCGACAGCUGCUCCCAUCAUGAAGGAGACAGUGGUGGAUAAUCAUAAAGACCUAUCGGAUUCUGACUCUGAUGAUGACCAGGCACAAGGACAGCCCAAAGAUGCUGAUCUUGGAAACAUCACACAAGGCCAGAAGGUGAAGGUGUACGCUGUCAAGGCCUUCACUGCCCGCUCUGACGAUGAGAUCUCAUUCAAAGCAGGACGCAAGAUUUAUGUGACUGAAUCUGCUGUUGCCGGCCGGGUCUAUGGAUACAUCAAGAAGGGAAAGCUGGUCAAGAGGAGGACAUACGGCUACUUCCCAGAACAACUCGUCAGCACGGACAAGAAGUUCAAGGUCAAGCAAUCCUUCCUGAAGAAGAAGCUCUCCAAGCAGCUUCCCCGUGACAGUUCCAAGAACUACAUCAGCUUCAUGGGGAACAGUGGGUAGACAGCAUGAAGAUAACUACAAAGGAUUACCCCUAACGGACUGGCGAGGAACUCGAUAUUGAAUUAGAACUGUGAUAUGCAUUUUUUGUUGUUGAUUUGAUUGUUACAUGGAUAUACUUUUUACUGUUCUUAUAUGAACAAUGUUUUAUUUUACUUGUGUCUUUGAUAGUAUUUUAUGAUGUAUAUUACUGGUGGGAAGAUCUUGAAGAUGAUUUAUUGCAAAUUUUGUUGCCAUGGUCACAAGAAUAUAUUUGGGUUUUUGUGAUGAAAUGAUUGUGUGAAAGAUAGAUGAAGAUAUGAAUUGUGUCUUAAUAUGUUUCAAUGGAUUGUUUAAGUAUGAAAGAUACCUCAGUGACAAUAGAACUUGCCAUUCCAUAUUAAAGCUAUUGUUAUAAUUAAUAGUGAAAUCAGUUCAUAAGUUCACAUAUUCAUCUGGGGUUUUAUUGGUCAGCCUAUAGAGCUGUGUACCACACGAGAUAUGCAGUGCGCUAGGAUAGAGACUGACGAUACCACUGGUAUCACGAUACACCACAACAAAUAGUAAGAAAUGAUGAAGGGACUGAAAUACGCACGAUGUCUUCUGAAAUGUGUUGACAUGUCAUUUUUCGGCUGUAAGAUAUAACAGCUUGACACAAUCUGCAUACCGUUUUUUCUGUUGGAGGAGUUUUCAAACCCAAACUGGAGACGUAACUGCAGCAGGAGCGUCAACUAUUACCACCACAUCCUCGUGUUCAACCUUGCUUACAGUGGUGCUAUUCUACUUCCAACAUUCCAGGAGGUGUCCAGCAGUUUCUAUUCUAUGUAGGGUAUUGCGAUCUCACAAACUGACGAUUCAAUUAUCGUCUGUUCCUAGGUACUGAUGACACGGUAUCGGUGAAACGUUACAGCCCUUUUAGAAUGUAAAUAGUUAAAUGAGUUACGCUUUCAAGAAAUUGGUAGUUGACCGAGAAUGAGUUCUAUUUGAUGUAAAGGGGGCUUGGCUCCAUGAUUAGACACAUCAGUCGGAGCUAUUAAAGUCUUAGUCUGUGUUCUGCAAGCCGAACCCAGUAGUGUGGAGGCAGUGGAAGCCAAGGAAAGAGGCGCUAGACUGAUGAGUCACCCCCCUUGUAGGGAAUGGCAGAUGCUUCCCAUCCCAAGAUGAUUCAAUGAAUUCUUACAGCAAUAGGAUCUUCCAACAUGGGAGAUCAGUGGGAGACAUCAUGUUCCUCCUUUGAUUUGGCAGGAUUGGUGUAGAUUGUAGCUUGGUGUAGGAAGGGGCACGACGGACGGUUUUUUUGACAGACGUUUUUUAUUCUCCCUUCGACGGUAACUCCCCCCCUCUUCUGAACCUGCUUCAGUUUACUUGAGCGAUGGUGAAUGGUCACUGGCAGGAACCGGAUGUUAAUCACAGGUCACCCAUGUUCAGAGGAUCCUAUUGCAGUAAGAAUUCAGAUUGACCUGUCUUGGUGAUGUGAGGUUUCUCAUGUUCCCAGGAAUUUUUUUUAAUUUGCCCCUUUCGGGUUUAAUUUGAUAAAUUGAUCAAUGUUUAAUGUUUACUGAACUGUUAACCAGUAUUGUAAACCAUAAAUUCUUGUUUAUUAUGGAAAUAUUUAAGGUCACUCCAUCUACCAAUUUCUUGAAAUCUGCGUCUACCAAUUUCUUGAGCAUAAGUUAACUUUACACUUGUCCUUGAAAGCAACUUUUGAAAUCCUACAACCAAUAUUCAGGCAUCACAAAAAAAAUUAAUAUACUAUGUAGCCAAAAAUGUUUGUUCUUGAUGAUAUGUAAUAUUGUAUCUUUUAUGUCCAUGUUUUGCCUGUAUUUAUCAUGAUAUAGGAAAAAAAUUCCUAAUGUAGUUUUAAGAUAUAGGAAAAAAAUAAUAAGAUUGAAAUUGAUCAAAACAUUUUUUUGUUAUUGAUAUGGUGCUUAUAUGUGUUUGUUAAAGCAAUAUGUUAUUAUUUGUAUGUUUACUAUGUCUUUACAAUAUUCCAAUGCUGGAUCCUAUUUGAUCUUUUGGCGUGAUGAGCUUUACUCUUCAGCUGGUGCUGUUUUAGAUCUCUUACAUGAUUGUUGAUGCAUUCAUUGGAGAUGGUGAUGAUGAUGAUGAUGAUGACUGGUGCUCUCUUAGAUCUCUUAGAAGAUUGUUGAUGCAUGCAGUAGAGAUAUGGUACUCAGGUUUAUAUUUAUGAUGAUGAUGAUGAUGAUGACUGGUGCUCUCUUAGAUCUCUUAGAAGGUUGUUGAUGCAUGCAGUAGAGAUAUGGUACUCAGGUUUAUGAUAUUUAUGAUGAUGAUGAUGACUGGUGCUCUCUUAGAAGAUUGUUGAUGCAUGCAAUAGAGAUAUGGUACUCAGGUUUAUAUUUAUUAUGAUGAUGAUGAUGAUGAUGACUGGUGCUCUCUUAGAUCCCUUAGAAGAUUGUUGAUGCAUGCAAUAGAGAUAUGGUACUCAGGUUUAUAUUUAUUAUGAUGAUGAUGAUGACUGGUGCUGCCUAAGAUCUCUUAGAAGAUUGUUGAUGCAUGCAGUAGAGAUAUGGUACUCAGGUUUGUGAUAUUUAUUAUGAUGAUGAUGAUGAUGACUGGUGCCCUCUUAGAUCUCUUAGAAGAUUGUUGAUGCAUGCAGUAGAGAUAUGGUACUCAGGUUUAUGAUAUUUAUUAUGAUGAUGAUGAUGAUGAUGACUGGUGCUCUCUUAGAUCUCUUAGAAGAUUGCUGAUGCAUGCAAUGGAGAUGAGGUACUCAGCGUUAUGAUAUUCAUGAUGAUGAUGAUGAUGAUGAAGUCGAGAGUGAUAAUAGAAUGCAUCAAGAUGAUAUGCAUGUCAUUCUAUUUAAAAUCAUUUUUUACUCUACAAUACCCAUCUGAAUGAAGAUCUUGGAGGUCAUGUCAGGGGAACUUGCUGAUCAGUCAAGCAGCAUCAAGGCUUCAUAUUUCUUGGUACGAGUGUGCUGUCUGUGUUCUGUAUCUGUAAUACGAACAGUUCCGAAUGUCAAUGUCAAUAAUAUAUGACCUAUUUCUGAGUGCCAUAAGAAAAGGGAAGUACCACCAAGGGAAUGUUUGUGGUCUGUUUGUUAAAUUCGAAAUUUCUGAUAACAUGGUAAAGAAAUUAAGCUAAAUUUUAAAAGCUCACAUCCAGUUGGCUCAAGUAGCCUUGCAUCCUUCAUUUAGAUGCGAGCAAAUGAUCUGAUUUGAAUGCUCAUGUUUGAGAGUGUGGACCAUAGGAUGUUGCUGACAUUAUUUGCUGCGUUUUAUGUCUUGCAAGGUUGAUGACCUUUGUGAUGUAAAUGGUGUGCAGUUAGGCCUAUUGCCCUCUGUUGAUGAUGUUUGUAUUAGACAGAUAUCUGGGUGACAAUAGGGAAAAAAUUAUCAACUCCAUAUUGCACAGUCAUGGCAGUUUUCAUCAAUAAUAGUGAUGAUGAUGAUGACGAUAAGGUGCAAUUGUGCAUAUAGAGGGUGAUAAUAUUCAUGACCAGAUAUGCAUUGCAUGUGCCCAUCAUAAUAACAUGCAUUAUGAUGUUUAUGAUGAUGAUUAUGUUCAUGAUAUGAUGGUGAUGUGCAGAAUGUUUCCUGAUGGUGAUGAGGAUAAUACUUGUGGUUAUGAUAAUUAUGAAGAUAUUAUUUGCUUAUGUCGCAGCCCCACUUCUGUGGAAUGCAAUUCCUCACUGUCUCACUCAGAUGCACUGAAGCUCUUGAAACAUUUCAGACAUUCAAAAACAUACUUACAUAAUUACUCAGUAUCAUUGUCUUUCACAUUUACACCAAUAAAACUCUGAAAAUCAUA